This is a messenger RNA of Caenorhabditis auriculariae, 282 nucleotides long. The record is from the annotation of a GenBank genome assembly. NCBI's taxonomy places the organism in Eukaryota, Metazoa, Nematoda, Chromadorea, Rhabditida, Rhabditidae.
AUGCAUACAUACAUACAAUGUGUGGAGCGCUAUCUCAGGACCCAGCGCCGAGCCGCCAAAUCGGAUCCGCGGCUCAUAAACCGAGGCGAAUGUCGCAAACAAGCACUGAUAGUGCUCUUCGACCGAGGAUUGCUCUGUCAAGAUCAGUCACACGAUCGAUUGAUUCCUCCAGUCGUUCUCGUCUUGCACACUGCCCAAACCAGAAUAUCUGUGGCGACCACGGUUCAGCGGCUUCGCAAGAAACAGCGUAAUGUUAUGGGCGAGUGGAAUGUGACCUUUUGA